AACCACCCUUCUCUCCCAACUAAUCUCACAAACCGGAUAAGCAAUUCAUUAAUCGCUUGAAUUGUGCGAGUUUGGGCUUUCGGAACACGUUUACUGUUCUCCUCGAGACUGGUAGAUAAAAAGUUCCCAACUAGACUUUUUAGAAAAAAAAACACACACAAUUACUUCAAAUCAUGAAGAGAUUUCAGUUAUUGUCGAUCAUUGGUUACUUGCUGGCCCUUUUCACGCUUCCUCUGGCUUUUGCCGGUAAGGAAAGCAACAGCACUGAAAAUUACGGUACUGUUAUCGGUAUCGAUUUGGGUACCACGUAUUCUUGCGUUGGUGUCAUGAAAAACGGUCGUGUCGAAAUCAUCGCCAACGACCAAGGAAACCGUAUUACUCCCUCCUAUGUUUCAUUCUCUCCUGAAGAGCGUCUUGUCGGUGAAGCUGCCAAGAACCAAGCUCCCCAGAACCCCGAGAACACUGUGUUUGAUGCCAAGCGUCUUAUUGGCCGGAGAUUCAGCGACAAGGAAUUGAAGAAGGACUUGAAGCACUUCCCCUUCCAUGUUGUUGACCGUUCGGACAAACCUGCCGUUGAGAUCGACACUGGCAAGGGCAAGAAGGUGUUCACUCCUGAGGAAAUCUCGGCCAUGAUCCUUUCCAAGAUGAAGGAGACUGCCGAGAGCUACUUGGGUGAAAAGGUCACUCAUGCCGUUGUUACUGUCCCUGCUUACUUCAACGACGCCCAGCGUCAGGCUACCAAGGAUGCCGGUACCAUCGCCGGUUUGAAUGUUAUCCGUAUUGUUAACGAGCCUACUGCCGCCGCCAUCGCCUAUGGUCUUGACAAGACCCAAGACGAGAAGCAUAUCAUUGUGUACGACUUGGGUGGUGGUACUUUCGAUGUCUCUCUUCUUUCUCUCGACAACGGUGUUUUUGAGGUCUUGGCCACUUCCGGUGACACUCACUUGGGUGGUGAAGACUUUGACAACCGUGUUAUUCAAUACUUUGUCAGACAAUACAACCGCAAGCACAACACUGAUGUUUCCAAGGACAAGAAGGCCAUGGGUAAGCUUAAGCGUGCCGUCGAGAACGCCAAGCGUACCCUUUCUUCUCAAAUGUCCACUAAGAUUGAAAUCGAGGCUUUCCACGAUGGUGAGGACUUUUCCGAGACUUUGACUCGUGCCAAGUUCGAGGAAUUGAACAUGGAGCUUUUCAAGCGUACCCUCAAGCCUGUUGAGCAAGUGUUGAAGGACUCUGGUUUGAGCAAGUCUGAAGUUGACGACAUUGUCCUUGUUGGUGGUUCUACUCGUAUCCCUAAGGUUCAAGAGCUUCUCGAGAAGUUCUUUGAUGGAAAGAAGGCUUCUAAGGGUAUUAACCCUGAUGAAGCCGUUGCUUAUGGUGCUGCCGUUCAAGGUGGUGUUUUGUCUGGUGCCGAGGGUAGUGAUGACAUCGUUCUUUUGGAUGUUAUCCCCUUGACUUUGGGUAUUGAGACUACUGGCGGUGUUAUGACCAAGUUGAUUGGCCGCAACACUGCUAUUCCCACUCGUAAGUCUCAAAUCUUCUCCACCGCUGUCGACAACCAAAACACUGUCCGUAUCCAAGUAUAUGAAGGUGAGCGUUCCCUUACCAAGGACAACAACCUUCUUGGAAAGUUCGAUCUUCGUGGCAUUCCUCCCGCACCUCGUGGUGUUCCCCAAAUUGAGGUUACUUUCGAGGUCGAUGCCAAUGGUGUCUUGACCGUUUCUGCUGUCGACAAGUCUGGUAAUGGCAAGGCCGAAAAGCUUGUCAUCAAGAACGACAAGGGCCGUCUUUCCGAGGAGGAAAUCGAGCGUAUGGUCAAGGAGGCCGAGGAGUACGCCGAGGAGGACCGUGUGAUCAAGGAGCGCAUUGAGGCUCGUAACGUCUUGGAGAACUACGCUUACUCUGUUAAGAACCAAUUUACUGAUGAUAGCCAAUUGGGCUCCAAGGUCGAGGAAGAAGACAAGGAGGCUGUUAUUGACGCUGUCUCUGAAGUUAUUGAGUGGCUUGAGUCUGAAGGCGAUUCUGCCACCAAGGAGGAGAUUGAGGAGAAGCGUGAGCAACUUGAUUCUAUCGUUCACCCCAUUACCAACAAGUUGUACGAGCAAGCCGGCGGUUCUUAUGAAGACGAACCCGACUACGAUGAUGAAGAUGAGCUCUAAGCUGCCAGAUCAGCAAUUCGACCUUUCCGCGUUUGGUCAGCUUAAGAGUAUAAUGCUGUUAACGAUGUCGAUGCGAACGUUCCGUGUUCCACCGUGUGUAUUGUUCAUAUUAUAAAUAACUCAUUCUAGUAGUGCAUGUUUUACUGAAGCAGGCACGCAUUCUUUUUAUUGUAAUACAUCAUUUUCAUUAUCUUAGUGCUGAGUUUGUGUAUUCGGUUUCGUUAGGGAAUGUCUAGUGCCAUCG
Molecule: messenger RNA, 2403 nt
Organism: Schizosaccharomyces japonicus yFS275
Lineage: Eukaryota; Fungi; Ascomycota; Schizosaccharomycetes; Schizosaccharomycetales; Schizosaccharomycetaceae
Product: heat shock protein BiP
Exons: 1
Coding region: 174-2159 (661 amino acids)
Biological process (GO): IRE1-mediated unfolded protein response
Cellular component (GO): endoplasmic reticulum lumen; nucleus; cortical endoplasmic reticulum lumen
Molecular function (GO): ATP hydrolysis activity; ATP binding
Source: RefSeq, a predicted model, not a curated record